GAGAAGAAAGGGACCAGAGCAGAAGAACUUGCUUUUCAAAAGGGGGAUAAAAGUCAGUUUUGAGUUGAAGACUCAAAGAACUCCUUCCUUCCUUCUUACUACUACCAUGGAUGUCGAGAAAGUUUUCCACAUGACUGGUGGCGCUGGAGACUCUAGCUAUACCAAAAACUCUUCUCUUCAGAAAAAGGGUUCAGAUAUGGUGAAGCACAUAACCAUGGGGGCAAUUCAACAGCUUUAUCUCACAACAUCUCCAAAGAGCAUAGGCAUAGCAGACUUGGGCUGUUCUUCUGGAACAAAUUCAUUAUCGACCAUAAGAGAAAUGGUAGACGCAAUCGAAGAGACCAAUCGCAGCAAAGUUUCUCAACCAUUGCCAGAGUUUCGAGUCUACCUCAAUGAUCUUCCCACCAACGACUUCAACGCAGUCUUCAAGGCCUUGCCGGACUUUUACAGAGAACUCAAGCAAGCAAGAAUUGAUCAGGGAUCCGGCCCAUCUAUUUACAUCGCCGGUUAUCCGGGUUCCUUUUAUGGAAGGUUGUUUCCGACCGACUGCUUGCACUUCAUCUACUCCUCUUACAGUCUUCACUGGCUUUCAAGGGUUCCUCCAGCUCUUUAUGAUGAGCAAGGAAUGUCAAUCAACAAAGGCAACAUUUACAUAUCUGAAUCUAGCCCCCCUGAGGUCUCAGAAGCAUACUUCAAGCAAUUCCAAGAGGACUUCUCAUUGUUCCUUCGAUCACGCUCAGAAGAGCUGAUCGCCGGAGGCAGAAUGGUGCUAAUUUUGUUGGGAAGGAUAGGUUCAAACCAUGUUGACAGAGGCAACUCAUUAUUGUGGAAGCUUCUCACUCAAUCCCUUACCAUUUUGGUUUCGCAGUCUAGCCAUCAAAAUACUAUUUUAUCCUUGCACGAAAAAGGGCUAGGAAGGGAAGAGGGAGCGGUGGCACUGGUCAGAGGGGAAGGGGGUACGGCGGUGGUGGUUGUGGACAAAAGUGGGGUGGCAGUGAGGGCUGAAAAGCGAAGAGGGAGGUGCAACUGUGGUUGGGGAAGGGAGAAGGGGUGGCUGGAGGUGACAAAGAAGAGAGAAAUUGGUUUGUUAGAGUUUUUGAGUUUUUAGGGUUUUGAGGUUAUGAAGAUAAAAUGACUAAUGAGGUCAUUUAUGGUUUUUUUUUUUUUUUGGGCAAACCAUUUUUUAGUGAAAAGAAAAAAAAAAA
Camellia sinensis is the source of this 1205-nucleotide messenger RNA. Lineage: Eukaryota; Viridiplantae; Streptophyta; Magnoliopsida; Ericales; Theaceae. The record is from RefSeq and is a predicted model, not a curated record.